Gloeophyllum trabeum ATCC 11539 is the source of this 858-nucleotide messenger RNA. RefSeq lists its product as uncharacterized. The transcript is spliced from 2 exons. The record is from RefSeq and is a predicted model, not a curated record. Bases 1 to 858 code for a protein of 285 amino acids. NCBI's taxonomy places the organism in Eukaryota, Fungi, Basidiomycota, Agaricomycetes, Gloeophyllales, Gloeophyllaceae.
AUGCAAAAGGCUGCCUUGACCAAUGUUGCUGGGGUCCGGCUGUGGACGCGUUCCCAAAGGAUUACUGCAUGGAGCCGCCAGGUCACGUUGUCCGCCAGGAAGCAACUACUGGAGUUCUCAAUAACAAUAGAAGGAUUCCCGGAGGAUGAUGGGGAGCGCAACGAUCAACUGGAGGAAUUGCUCCAAGUAGUUUCUCGCAGUAUGACCCCAGGUGACUUGCAAGAGCUGCAAGUCGAGACGGCCAUGGCGGCAGGUGAAUGGCGGGCGCGGUUCGGUCAUCUGGCCAGCGUGACGCGACUCUACGUAGCUGGCGCCGACGAUGGGCUCCUCGACGCCAUUUCGACCAAGCAAAGCGCGGAAUUCAGCUCCGGUCAUGAGAGCACCGGGAAUGUCAAUGCCGGCGUCCUGUUUCCGGCUUUACGCGCCCUGACCAUUGAAGAGCACUCCGACGCGCUUUACACGAGCGACUUUGUUGGCAGGCUGGCAUCUGUCCUGCACGAGAGAAGGGCACAUGGCCAUGGUUUAGAAAGGCUCACUCUUCGCGGCGUCGAAGAGCACGCGGGAGUGCACCAGACACUGCUGAUGGAAGCGGCCCCCUGCCUCACAAUACGUCCGCCGGCCCCAGUCCAUAUCCGGACGGAGGGCGGACCGUCGGAUGAAACCGAUGACGAGGAGCUGACACUUGGAGAGAGGCGCGUUGUCAGAGAUGCCACAUCGGCUGGGCCUCCGGACGGGGACAGCGACAGCGUGUUAGGAAGCGAUGUCCUAACUAGUUGUCUUGAGAUAACUGGGCCACGUGCCAACAGUUAUGUCGUCACUACCUCAGUAAUCGCUGUAUUCAACAGGAGGUUGAACUAA